Messenger RNA from Pelodiscus sinensis (Chinese soft-shelled turtle), 3202 nucleotides. Lineage: Eukaryota; Metazoa; Chordata; Testudines; Trionychidae. The record is from RefSeq and is a predicted model, not a curated record.
UGUAUGGGCUGGGCUCUGUGCCUGUGUGUGAGGAGGUGUGAGGGGAUGCUGUGAGCUGUGUGCACGGGCAAGGGUAUGUGAGGGAAUGCUGGUGUAUGUAGGUGCUGGCUGGAAUAAGGGGGUGUGUACAGGGGUGGGGUGCUCUGGUGUGUGAGGGAGUGCUGAGGUGUGUAUGUGUGCUGGGGAUGCUUGUGUGCGCUAAGGUAUAAGAGAGUGUUGGGGUGCAGGUGUGUGCUCUGUGUGUGUGUGUGUGCUGGAGUAUGGGAGUCUGCGGGAGAGGGGUGCUGUGGUGUGUCAGGGCGUUGUGGAGUGUGCAUGUGUGUUGGGGAUAUGAGGAGGUGCUAGGGUUUCUGUCUGUGCUGAGGUAAAAGGGGUGGGAGGGGUGCUGGAGUGUUUGUGUGUAUGCUUGGGUGGGAAGAACCAACCUUUGCAUUUAAAACCAAACCCUGCCAAACCCCUUGAGCAGUGCAAAUCAGAGGUUCCCUGGUGUUCUGGGGGAAGACACCACAGCUCAGGACUCCUGCUGGUGAGAGCAUCUGGUGAAUCCGUGGGGCUAGCAGCAGAUCUCCCAAGCAAGGCCCCAUGGAGAACGAGACCUUGGGCUUCGGGCCCCCUCCAGGCAACAGCAGCAUCAACCAGACUCUAGGGAAGAUGCCCCAGCACUCCCUGGAGCUGCAGGUGGUGACCAUCCUGCUGGUGCUGCUGAUCUGCGGGGUGGGCAUCGCGGGGAACAUCAUGGUGGUUCUGGUGGUGUUGCGCACCAAGCACAUGGUGACCCCCACUAACUGCUACCUGGUGAGCCUGGCCGUGGCGGACCUGAUCGUGCUGCUGGCAGCGGGGCUGCCUAACAUCUCGGGCAUCAACAUCUCGGCGUGUUCCAUCACCGCCUUCACGGUGGAGCGCUACAUCGCCAUCUGCCACUCCAUCAAAGCGCAGCUGCUGUGCACCGUGGCCCGGGCCAAGCGCAUUAUCGCUUGUGUCUGGCUCUUCACCUCCCUCUAUUGCCUGAUGUGGUUCUUCCUGGUGGACACGGCCCAGGCCACCUUCUCGGAUGGGGCGCAGGUCAGCUGUGGCUACAAGGUCUCCAGGAACCUCUACCUGCCUAUCUACUUUCUGGACUUCGCCAUCUUCUACGUCAUCCCGCUGGGGCUGGCCACUGUCCUGUAUGGCCUCAUUGCCCGCAUCCUUUUCAUGAGCCCCCUGCCCGCCACCCCCCAGGACCUCGGCAGGCUCAGCUCCACGCACCAGGGCAAGCCCCCAAGCUCCAGCCAGGGCAACAAGGGGGCUCUGAGCUCCAGGAAACAGGUGACCAAGAUGUUGGCUGUAGUGGUGAUUCUCUUUGCCCUACUAUGGAUGCCAUAUCGCACCUUGGUAGUGGUGAACUCCUUCCUGGACCCUCCUUACCUCAACAUCUGGUUCCUCCUCUUCUGCAGGAUGUGCAUCUACCUGAAUAGCGCCAUCAACCCCAUCAUUUACAACCUGAUGUCUCAGAAGUUUAGAGCAGCUUUCAAAAAGUUAUGGAAAUGUGAACAGAAAAGGACUGAAAACCCCACCCAGUACCAUGUACCAAUGUACUAUAGCGUCAUGAAGGACUAUUCCCAUGACAGCUCCGAUCGUGAUAUCACAGAACAGGAAGAUUUAAAUGGUUUCCCUGCAAUAGAAAAGAAAAGUAAACUUUGCAGAUAAUGUGUUGACCAUGAUAUAACAUAGUCUUUGGGAACUAUGUGGUUGUGUUUUACACUGUCUGGAACCUCCUAUUGGAAAUUGUUUCUGGCAUAUGUGGGGAGCACACAGCAAGAUUAAUUAAACAGCUCUUGAGGACACUUAACAAAAUAGAUUUGCAGCGGGCACAUUCAUUUGCUUUUGCUGAGUGCUAAUUUAUUUACAAUUAGUGUGAUGUAUUAGACUUUUGCCAGAAUUUUGCAUGGUCUGUAGUUAAUGUGGUGGUGCAAUUAUAUUUCCUGUUGUGCACAAAUAUUUGUAUCUAUUGAGCCUAGUUAGGGCUUGCAUUGGACACCUUAAAAAAUCUACAUACUGCUGGAGUGGUUAAGGGUCUUCGGUAAGAUAUCUUUUCUCUUACCUAAUGCCUCCCAAGUAGUAGUAAGGGGAACUGUGUUACUGAGGUGUCAUUUUUUCUGGCAUGACAUAGAACCAAGACUCAGGCCACUUGAAGUCAUUGAGUGAAAAUCCCAUAAUGCUUUCAGUAGUAGGAGAGAAAUGGAGAAUUGUAUUCUUCCUACUUAAAGUCUCUCCAGCAUCAAUUACAAUACUCUUCCUUUUCUAUUCUGUUGUAACCUAUGGUGUGGUGUUGCUAUGUACUGUUGAACAGCUGCCACACUCUCUCCCAGAGAUGGCUGCAUCUCAGUGUCAAGCAAAAUGAUAGUGUUAGAUACCAUAGAUAAUUCGUAACUGUUUAAAGUGGCAUGGGAACCUUUGUGAUGAAUGGUACUAUGUAAAUGUAUAAUAUCUUCAUUUCUAAUUGUUGUUACCAUCUAAGAUGAGAAAUGGAUAUUCAGAAUUGUACAGGUCAAUGAAACCAUCCAGUGGAGCAUGUUUCAUAUUUGCAAGAUACUGUUUGGACUAGACCAAAAACAAAGAAGAUUGCACAAAAUUAGAAGGAAUAUUCUGAAUCCUGGGAAUUCCAAGGAAACAUUUUGCUACAUAAAAUAAAUGGCAGGCAUUGGUAAUCCUGGUGAGUGAUAGACACUUUCUGUCAGAUGUGCACCAUACAAUAGAGAUUGUUUUGUCACGAUGUGGCAUCUUAUAGCUCUAUGCCCUGGAAUUAAAAAGGGACUGAACAGUACUUCUAGGGCACUAAUCCAGCUGUACACCUACAGAAGAGAACUCUUGAGAACCAAAUCUGCACUUCAUUCUAACCUAUCUGAGGACUGUACAGCAUAUAUUUGUUUUUGGUAUGGUAUAUGGCUGUGUGUAUAUUAUUAUACUGCCUUUUAUUUAAUUGAUUGGUCCAAAAAUAAUUAUCGGACAAGGAAAAUGUUUAAAAAUGGCAAAUUGUUGUUUCAGAUGCAUAAUUAUGGGAAUGUUUGGGAAUUUAUGGACAAAUGUCUGUCAUGAGCUAACAGCUGGACUGUCAUUAAUGUGUACGAGUUGUUAGGAACCACCUUUCUCAUUACUGUUAUUAUCACUAGGGCUACAUAUAGACUACACCUCUCUGUCGAGAGAGAGAUGUAGAUUAGGCACG